CACGGCGGCCCGCCCUCGGCUCCGGGGUAGGCUGAGACGGGAGGGUCCUCGGCUAAAGCCAAAAGCGGAUCAAAGUGGUGGGACUCGCGCCGCGGCCGCGGAGACGUGAAGGCCGUCCGCACGCCUCCUCCCGAUCCGGGUCGGUGCUCGCCCUCGCGCUUUCUCCCCGUCCUCAUGGAGAAGACGGAGCUGAUCCAGAAGGCGAAGCUGGCCGAGCAGGCCGAGCGCUACGACGACAUGGCCACCUGCAUGAAGGCCGUGACCGAGCAGGGCGCCGAGCUGUCGAACGAGGAGCGCAACCUGCUGUCGGUGGCCUACAAGAACGUGGUCGGCGGCCGCAGGUCUGCCUGGAGGGUCAUCUCGAGCAUCGAGCAGAAAACCGACACCUCCGACAAGAAGUUGCAGCUGAUUAAGGACUAUCGGGAGAAAGUGGAGUCUGAGCUGAGGUCCAUCUGCACCACGGUGCUGGAAUUGUUGGACAAGUAUUUAAUAGCCAAUGCAACUAAUCCAGAGAGUAAGGUCUUCUAUCUGAAAAUGAAGGGAGAUUACUUCCGGUACCUUGCUGAAGUUGCAUGUGGUGAUGAUCGAAAACAAACGAUAGAUAAUUCCCAAGGAGCUUACCAAGAGGCUUUUGAUAUAAGCAAGAAAGAGAUGCAGCCCACACACCCAAUCCGCCUGGGGCUGGCUCUGAACUUCUCUGUAUUUUACUAUGAGAUUCUUAAUAACCCAGAGCUUGCCUGUACACUGGCCAAAACAGCUUUUGAUGAGGCCAUUGCAGAACUUGACACGCUGAAUGAAGACUCCUACAAAGACAGCACCCUCAUCAUGCAGUUGCUUAGAGACAACCUAACAGAAUCCAGAAGUAUUAGAUUGAAUGGAAAAGCAUUUGGCAUUUCUACGCUGGGGGUCAGAAUUGAAAUCCCUCCCGCAUCACAGAUGAUGGAGGUUGUGUGUGUCUGCAACACAGGAAGCUUCCGUCCUCUCUCUUCAUUCGCUGCUGUUUAAGUUGGUAACUUCCCUUCCCAAUAAAACCCACUUCCACCUCCUGCCUUUGUAGUUCUGGUAUUCACUUUUCUGUGUGACAGAAGUAGCAUGUUGCUGCCAGAAUACAAGCAUUGCUUUUGGCAAAUUCAAGUGCAUGUCAUUUCUUAGUACACUAGGAAGGGGAGAUAAAGUCCACAAGUCCAAGUCUAAAGCGUUCCUACUUUUCCAGGCAGAUUUGUGCACAUGUGAGGGGGGGUCCAGUUGUCUAGUGAUCGCUGUGUAGGAGUCGGACCGCUGUGUGUGUUGCUAAUCAUUGACUGUAGUCCCAAAAAAGCCUUGUGAAAAUGUUAUGCCCUAUGUAAUAGCAGAGUAACAUAAAAUAAAACUACAUUUUAUAAACCAUUUA
Molecule: messenger RNA, 1390 nt
Organism: Suricata suricatta (meerkat)
Lineage: Eukaryota; Metazoa; Chordata; Mammalia; Carnivora; Herpestidae
Gene: YWHAQ
Product: tyrosine 3-monooxygenase/tryptophan 5-monooxygenase activation protein theta
Exons: 6
Coding region: 175-1005 (276 amino acids)
Biological process (GO): signal transduction
Cellular component (GO): cytoplasm
Source: RefSeq, a predicted model, not a curated record